This is a messenger RNA of Ictalurus furcatus (blue catfish), 2025 nucleotides long. RefSeq names its product TM2 domain containing 2 (gene tm2d2). The transcript is spliced from 4 exons. The record is from RefSeq and is a predicted model, not a curated record. NCBI's taxonomy places the organism in Eukaryota, Metazoa, Chordata, Actinopteri, Siluriformes, Ictaluridae. The coding region runs from base 570 to 1349 and encodes 259 amino acids.
GCUAUUUUAGUCGCCCAGUUUAUUUUAGUAAUUCAGUAUAGACGUAAAAUUCUACAUUUGUAAAAAUUGUAUACAAAUAUGAAAGAUAUUCGACACUAUUAUGACAAGUAAAUUAAACGUUAGGAAUAUUGUAACAGUGUAUAGCGUUAUAUUUGUUCUCCCCCACCCAUAUUCCGUCUCCUUUUUUGUGAAUGGCUAGAUUUCUGCGACGGCGCUUCAUUAAGUUUUAUGUGCAAUAUUAACAAUACCACAUGAUUAUAACAGGAAAUCUCUAACUUAAUUAAAAAUGAAUGAAUGAAUAAAUAAAUAAAUAAAUAAAUAACACUUUUCAACCUAGUCUAUUUACGAUUUGAUCUAGAGAAUAUUUUACGGGUUUUUUUUAACGGUUGUCCAUGCGUCAUCACGAGGAGCUCGCUGAUUGGACGAUUUCGCUAUCGGUACGAACUCCGAGCCAAUCCACAAUCAGGAGGCGGGACUUUCCUAAAUACGGGUAGCGCUGAGGAGGCUUGUGUAGUUAGCGAGUGAGCUAGCUCGCUGUAAUGAGUGUUUCGUAGACAGGAGACCUCGCCAUGUCGCACAUUUCUGUGAAUUAUGUGUUGUUAGGCGGACAGUUUUUCUUGCUCGCCUCGGUGCUGCUUUUGCAGUGCCUGGAAGGGAUUCUCUCUGAAAACUCCACUACACCCGGAAGCAGAGAGACGACAUCAGCCAUUACAACCACCAGCACAAUAACAACAACAACAACUACUACUACUACAACAACUACAACUACAGCAGCAGCAGCUACAUCUGCUACAGUCACUUCUCUGUUCAGACAGGAACCUGAAGAAAAUGCCACAUAUAAUAACAUCCCAACAACAGAGCCGUCUAAUCACACGGAGCAGUAUGAAUACAGCCCUCCAUCACCGGUGGUCCUCUGUCGGUACCUUCCCGAGGAGUUUAUACACUGCAGAGAUCCUGUUGAUCACGAUGGAAACAUCACGGCCUUCCAGGAGCUGGGACACGGCUGUGUGAAGAUUGGAAAUCAAGGCCAGGUGUACAAAGAUGUGAAUCACACUCAGGUGCUGUGCACAGCGCUGGACGGCAUCGAGUGUGCCGGGUCUCGGGAAUUCCUGCGGGGGAACGAGCCGUGCAUCAAAUACACGGGCCACUACUUCAUCACCACGCUCCUGUACUCGUUCUUCCUGGGCUGCUUCGGCGUGGACCGCUUCUGUCUGGGCCACACGGGCACCGCCGUCGGGAAGCUCCUCACUCUCGGAGGCCUGGGAAUCUGGUGGUUCGUGGAUCUCAUCCUCCUCAUAACCGGAGGACUGACGCCGAGCGACGGCAGCAACUGGUGCACGUUCUACUGACCGCAGACGUUUCCACCCGCAAGUGCGCAUGUGCUGAUUGUUUUAUCGUGGUACUGUAUUAACAAUGACAUAUAGGCACGUUUCGUAAAAUGCAGCCUAGUUUGUGGCGAUAUUGCUAUAUAUUGGAUUUAUUGGCACACACCUACUGACAAGCCAAAUGGGUUGACUUCAGUUCUAGAGGAAUAUGAAAGAUACUUUUCAAAUACGAAUUAAAUGUGUUGAAUGAGAUCCUGCUUUGUUUUGUACAGUGUAAAGAUUUUUUGUUGUUGUUGUUGUAAAUAAAAUGUCGUUCACUGUAAACAUGUUUGAAUAAAGGCACAGACACACGCAACUAAUACGUAGUACAUUGCGUACAUAUUCACCCCCUUGAACUUCCCUAUGUUUUGUAGCGUUAUGACCUGACCGAAAUAAAUGGGAUUGUAUGUAAUGAAUCGAAAGGGGGGUGAAUACUUACGCGAGGCGCAGGGGGGGAAAAAAAUGAAGCGUUCUGCUUUGCAUUUUGACAUUUAGAACAAAUUCAUGCAUGUUCAAUCAAGACAGCGCAAACUGUCUGGUUCGUUUCGGUGCUUGGCCUUUUGCAACGAAGUCAUUUCUAGCUCUCUUUAUUUCCCUUCCGCGUACAAUCUGGCGCUGUCGCACUUCGUGUGAUUUGUCCGAUAAAAUGCCAAGAUUUGCA